This is a messenger RNA of Rhodotorula toruloides NP11, 1092 nucleotides long. Its product is annotated as regulator of chromosome condensation (RCC1)-like protein. Bases 1 to 1092 code for a protein of 363 amino acids. The record is from RefSeq and is a predicted model, not a curated record. NCBI's taxonomy places the organism in Eukaryota, Fungi, Basidiomycota, Microbotryomycetes, Sporidiobolales, Sporidiobolaceae. The transcript is spliced from 4 exons.
AUGCCCGUCUACUGCUGCGGCUCGAAUGCUUUCGGGCUAGUGGACCCGCCAGACCAGCUGCAGCUGCUCGAACCUGCCCUCGUCCCGGAUUGCGCAUCUCUCGAAGCCGCUUCCUGGUCGCAAUUGCUCGCCCGCAACACCGACGGAACUCGGCGAACUUGCGGCCUGCCUCUACCGAACGACUUCCCUCUCGAGCCUGUCGCGCGCUGGCUUGGUCAGGAUGACUUUGUCGCCGCGCUGCUCGAGGAUGGACGUAUCAAGAGACUCUCUGACGGCGCGGUCUCGACGGCGAGGUUCUCCUUGGCCGAGAUGAACGGGAGAGGCGAGUUGCUCGGAGUGCCAGCCGACGACCCAGGUGUCGCGCACCUCUUCCCAAGCCUCGAUGCGCUCUUCUUGCAACCAAGCGCCGACAGUCCUCCCCUUCGCCUAGUCCUGCCAUCUCCCACCUUCAACGGCACAUCAACCGCUUCACCUUCAGCCUCGGCCUCUAUUCGACAGCGAAAAGAGUCCAUCACCGCCCUCUCCUCCGGCUCAGCCCACUUCCUCCUCCUCACAUCCUCCUCACAAGUCCACUCCUACGGCGACUCUCGCUACGGCCAAGCCGGUCCUUUCCCCUCCUCUCUCUAUCACGCAUCCACCAGCUCAUCACUACCGCCAGCGACUAUCCCGCUCAACCACCUCUCCUUUUUCGACGGCCUGUAUCCGGUCCAACUCGCAUGCGGGUCGUUCCACUCGGCUGUGCGGACAAGAGAAGGGAGUGUCUACCUCUUCGGAAGCGACAAGGACGGUCAAUGCGGUGAGACAAGCGGAGGAGCGGACCCGGAGAUGGUUGAUCUCGACACAGACGAGGGUGACGAGGCAGAUGAGGAGGUCGUGCAGGUUGCAUGCGGAGGAGCGCACACGGUGUUGUUGACAGAGAGUGGGAAGGUGUGGGUCGCUGGUGCGAACCACCACGGGGAGCUAGGUCUCGGCGACACAGCGCCCCGACCGCGCUUCACCCGCUGCUCAGCAAUCGAGCGCCUCGCCGCACCAGGCCGAGUCCGCAUAAUCCUCUGCUCGCGCUCGGGGACGUUCUUCGAGACGGCGCCGUAG